CGAUCCGGCCAUCGACCCGGGAAUUUGCUGCGGAAGAGUGACCCCCACAUUUGCCGAAGGUGCAAAGAAGACCAGAAUGGCGGAGGAGUCCGAUCCGAAACCUUCUUCUGUCAGCAACUCCUCCGCCGUCAACGGCGGUAGAACGGUGGAGGAAUGCCAAGACAUGAUUCAAAGAAGCUUCAGAACUCCAAUGGUGAAAUUCUUGAAGGAACAUUUGGAGAAAUCUGGAUGCAGUAUUGGGGAUAAGUUCAUCAAGGCCGUUCAUUGUGACAAGCAUAUCAGUGGCGGUUACGUCCGGGGCGAGGGGAUAGUGGUAUGUAGUAAUCACAUGAACAUUCAAGAUGAGGUCAAUCAAGUUGUUAUUCAUGAGCUCAUUCAUGCAUAUGAUGACUGUCGUGCUGCAAACUUGGACUGGUCUAAUUGUGCUCAUCAUGCCUGUAGCGAGAUUCGUGCUGGUCAUCUAAGUGGUGAUUGCCACUACAAGCGGGAAUUGUUGCGGGGUUUUGUGAAGAUAAGAGGUCAUGAGCAGGAUUGUGUGAGAAGAAGAGUUAUGAAAUCGGUCAUUGCUAAUCCUUAUUGCACUGAGGCAGCUGCUAAGGAUGCCAUGGAAGCUGUCUGGGAUGUUUGUUACAAUGAUACAAAACCCUUUGACAGAGCUCCUUGAUAUAUUUGGCAAUCAUGACUCCUAUUUCAAUUUCUAAUCAGUUGGUGCUCCAAAUCUCUACGGAAUGGUAUUUGAUUCAUAUUUGACAAUGGAUGUUGAAGAGAUGAGAUUUAGUUCCUUACACUUCUAGUAUCCGAGUCAGAUAUGAUGAAAUCAUAAAACAGGUUCAUAUUUUCAGAUUUUCCCUUCAUUUUCCAAUUGAACAGAGGAUAUAACCAUUUUUGGGUUCUUAUUCAUUUAUACGCAUUCAAUUUCCUGAGAUUACAUCUAGAGAAGGGUCAUUUAUCUUUCUUUUGUUACCAUUCACUUCCCCUCUACAAUUCUUCAUUUCAAAGCGCAUCUGUUGGACCAGGCAUGUUUUACUGUGAUAAUAAUAAAGGGAUGCUAUAAUUAGUCGAAGUGACUUACGAUGAAA
Molecule: messenger RNA, 1079 nt
Organism: Cornus florida
Lineage: Eukaryota; Viridiplantae; Streptophyta; Magnoliopsida; Cornales; Cornaceae
Product: mitochondrial inner membrane protease ATP23
Exons: 5
Coding region: 77-664 (195 amino acids)
Biological process (GO): mitochondrial protein processing; mitochondrial proton-transporting ATP synthase complex assembly
Cellular component (GO): extrinsic component of mitochondrial inner membrane
Molecular function (GO): metalloendopeptidase activity
Source: RefSeq, a predicted model, not a curated record